GGUUCUCUGCAAACUUCGUGUGAUACGCGAGAUGCUAUAUCCUUUGCACUGAUUUCUGGCUAAAACGUGGUAGGCAACGUAAUUGAUUGUGAUGGCAAACCGAGAUACCAUGAUGCUCACAGUCCACAGGCAGUAAAUCCUCUGGGCGUCUGUUGACUCAUAGUUGUCGAAAUUAGGUUUGGGCUGUCUGAUUUUGAUUAAAAUGAAUCAUUUUCAAGUGAUGACGACGUGCAGCAAUGUUGAAAUCGGAGAGGAAUUUCCACAGGAAAGCUUUCAUCAAUCACUUGGCAUCUUGUCACCCCAUAGGAUGGGACGGUCAUACAGGCAAUCCCGUGCCCUACACUACUCAAGACUGUGGGUAUCGCAUGAUUCAGUUGGAGGACAUAUAUAAAGUCUUUACAUCGACAAUUGGAGCCUCACUUCCAGUCGAUCUGAUUCUUCACUCAGUUCCUUCAUCUUUUCGACAUGCUCAACUCUAAUGCUCUCCUUUCUAUUGUCCUCAUUGCGAUUUCCGCUGUGGACGCAACUCCCCUGCGCCGUGAGCCUGCGUCGACCCUCGGCUUCACCCAUAGGGUGAACGCCAGGGUUGCUAAUGCCAACAUCGCUUCUGUUGACAGGGCUCGUGCUCAGGCAAUGCAGCACACUGGUUCCGAGUCCAUGAGCAAGCGUGCUGGCAGCUCCUCUGUCAGUAUCACUAAUGCCGCCACGGUUUACACUGCCCAGGUUGGUGUGGGCAGCCCGGCAACUCAGUAUACGCUCCUCAUUGACACGGGCAGCUCCAACACUUGGGUGGGUGCAAGCACCCCAUACAAACGCACCGAUACUAGUGUAGACACUGGUCACUCUGUCUCCGUCGCUUAUGGCUCCGGCAGUUUCUCCGGAGAGGAAUUCUUGGACACAGUUACUCUCAGUUCUGGCUUGGUCAUUACCGGCCAAUCUAUUGGGGUCGCGAGCAGUACGCAGGGCUUUAAUGGUGUCGAUGGAAUUCUUGGUGUCGGGCCAACUGACCUGACGGUGGGCACCGUGUCCAAUACUGGUGCGGUCCCCACUGUCAUCGACAACCUCUACAGCAAAGGUACCAUUGGUACCGAUGCUCUCGGAGUCUACUUUGCUCCUGGUAGCGCUGGCGAGCUCACUUUUGGUGGCUCCGACAGCUCGAAGACAACGAGCUCAGUGAACUACGUCCCUCUCACGACUACGUCACCAUCCAGCUUUUACUGGGGUAUCGACCAAUCGAUUACCUACGGUAGCUCUACCAUUUUGUCAACAACUGCUGGUAUCGUUGACACUGGAACGACCCUCAUUCUCAUUGCCACUGAUGCAUUCAACAAGUACCAGUCUGCUACUGGUGCCACGUUGGAUAGCAACACUGGACUCUUGAUGAUCACCUCUGAUCAGUACGCCAACCUGCAAACUUUGAACUUCAACAUUGGCGGUACUACCUACGGCCUCACCGCCAACGGCCAAAUCUGGCCCCGUUCCCUAAACACCGACCUCGGUGGUAACAGCAACAGCAUCUACCUUGUCGUUAAUGACAUCGGUUCCAACUCUGGCACUGGCCUCGACUUCAUCAACGGUUACUCAUUCCUACAACGCUUCUACUCUGUCUACGACACCACCAACCGCCAAGUUGGCUUGGCAACUACUUCGUCUACAAAUGCGGUCUCCAACUAAAAUAACCAUGUAUUGAUCUAGCGCCCAUACACACGAUGUGAAUAUUGAUAUUAGAUGUGGGUGUUGGUCGGUUGGGACGAUAGGGGUACAUAGAGCAGGGGUCUUUUUUUGUAUCUAUAUAACUUAGUGCGCGUCAGUCGAAAUGUGUCCAAAAUUCAUUAUUUCUCAAUGUUUCCAA
Molecule: messenger RNA, 1852 nt
Organism: Suillus clintonianus
Lineage: Eukaryota; Fungi; Basidiomycota; Agaricomycetes; Boletales; Suillaceae
Product: acid protease
Exons: 5
Coding region: 466-1674 (402 amino acids)
Biological process (GO): proteolysis
Molecular function (GO): aspartic-type endopeptidase activity
Source: RefSeq, a predicted model, not a curated record